ACUAUAACUCUCUCUGUUUGCCUAAUCCUCUAUCCUCAACUCCUCAUCUCAUCUGUGAUUCCCUUCAAGAUCAAGAUCUCACCGUGUCAUCACUACCCAUUGCGUUGUGCAACCAUUGCAAUGCUUCUGUUUGCUCAAUCCUUUGUCCGCAAGUCCUCAUUUCAUUUGUGAUUCCCUUCAAGAUCAAGAUCUCACUAUGUUGUCACUACCCAUUGUGCUGUGCAACCACUACAAUGCUCACUGCUCACUACUCACCUUCAACACCAAGGCUAGGUCACCGCUCACCUUUAGCCUAGGUCGUCCUUCUUCCUCUGCAACUCUGCCUUCGAUUCUCAAGCUUUCCAACUCCAACCUCAAGAUGCAAGGGGGAGGGAGUGCCCACCUCCAUGGUGAUCCGUUGCCAACCCUAGCAACGGGGGCAACGCAAGCUGACAAAAAAGGGCAUAGAGAAGCAAGUUUGUUGAGAUACAAGGAGAAGAGGCAAAACAGGCUCUUUGCUAAACGGGUUCGGUAUGAAGUUAGAAAGCUCAAUGCUGAGAAGCGCCCUCGGUUGAAGGGUCGAUUUGUGAAGAGAGAUUGAGAGGUCACUUCUUGACAUGAUCUCCGGCAGGAUUGAAGAUUUGAUGGCCCUAAGACUGUUCUAAAUGAGCAAUGUUCUCUGUUUUUUUUUUUCCCCCUUCUUUUGCUUCUUAACCUUCCAUUGGAUGCUUCCCAUGGCAUGGACAUAAAUUAAGCCAAAGGAUGAAAGGUCACUUCUUGACAUGAUCUCCGGCAGGAUUGAAGAUUUGAUGGCCCUAAGACUGUUCUAAAUGAGCAAUGUUCUCUGUUUUUUUUUUCCCCCUUCUUUUGCUUCUUAACCUUCCAUUGGAUGCUUCCCAUGGCAUGGACAUAAAUUAAGCCAAAGGAUGAAAUUAGACCAAAAAAAAAGAAGAGGGGUAAAAGGAAAGUGGAAAAAGAAAAAGGAAAAAAAAAAAAAAAAAGACAGAGGAAAAUCCUUCAAGAAAAAGAGCAUCAAUGAAGUGCAGAGUAAUGUCAAAAUUAAAUAAAGUGCAAUAGAUGAAUAUAUUUUGUAAAGACAGUAGCAUUUCAUUUAUAUUUAUUUUUUGGCCAUGUAGCAUUUCAAUAAUGGCUUAAGUUUUCU
This is a messenger RNA of Rubroshorea leprosula, 1141 nucleotides long. The record is from the annotation of a GenBank genome assembly. Lineage: Eukaryota; Viridiplantae; Streptophyta; Magnoliopsida; Malvales; Dipterocarpaceae.